Caenorhabditis sp. 36 PRJEB53466 is the source of this 2972-nucleotide messenger RNA. The record is from the annotation of a GenBank genome assembly. Lineage: Eukaryota; Metazoa; Nematoda; Chromadorea; Rhabditida; Rhabditidae.
AUGCUAUCCAGUGGUGGUGCAUUCGAUUCGAAAACUCCCGCUGUAUUACUCGAUCAAGAGCGCUAUCUUCCUAUAGGUGAAUAUAUACCCUAUUGCAAAAGUUGUUUAUCUACUCUUAAUUUAGCUAACGUCGUUCGAAUAAUGAAAACUCAGAUGGAUCCGCAAGCAAAGUUAGCUAAAGAUGCAAAAGAAUGUGUACAAGAAUGUGUUUCCGAAUUCAUUAGUUUUAUUGCUUCGGAGGCUGCCGAGUUCUGUCACAAUACAAAAAGAAAGACCAUAACUGCUGAUGACUUGUUGACUGCUCUCGAAGCUACGGGUUUCGAUAAUUAUGCAGAACCUAUGAAAAUUUUUCUCAUGAAAUACCGUCAAGCUCACAAAAUCACAGGCCCAAUACAUAGGACUCAUUCCAAUUAUUCUCGGCCAAAGCAAUUCAUGGAAGAUGUACCUGUGAGACCUCUGUUUUUUGAUACAGAACAGGGUAGAAGAUGUAAGUUUUUUUUUAAAUGAAUCAUCCAACAAGAGUAUGCCUAAAAUUUAAACUUUUGAAAAGUUUGCGCACUUUUCAGGUACAGAAACACAGUAUGUAAUCAACGGCAGCGAAGUAGUGAAAAAUGCGCCAUUCGCCGAUGAAUGGAACGAACAAACUGGCACUCUAAAUGUACAUUCAGAAACCGUACAUAAUGACAAUUGUGAUUUGAGCAAUGAGGUAAGUAAAUAUUUUGAAUUUUCUAUCAAAAUUGUCGAAUUUUUCAAUUAUAGGGUAUCAGGGCGCCAUUUCCAGAUGGAGUGUCGAACAAUGAUCAUGUCUCCCGGAAAAAAAACAGGCAGAAAGAUUUCCCUACGAAACUAUCAGAAUCAACAAGCCACGACGUUCCAAUAGGCGCAAUAGCAUUAGAGCAGCAACAGCAGAUGCAAAUUUAUGUAGAUCCCACUUCAAAACAACACUAUGCCGCUAUGGAGAGUAAGUAAUCUUUCUUAUAUAUAAAACACAAGAGGCGUCUGUCUGUCUGUCUGUCUGUCUGUCUGUCCUUUUGGAUGUCCAGCGAGGGCAGCAGAAAGAAAGACGGGCCAGACAAAACCGAACCCGCACCGCGUGCGCCGCAGGCGCGCCCGCUGUCACUCGGCCACCAGCGCACCCACAGGUAAACCGCGAUGGCCGAAGGAUUAACAAUCAGUGGCUAUACCGAUUGCUCAAAGCGGGACAAUUCGUGGCCGAAGGAGCGGUCCACUGAUUGUCAAUCGUUCGCGCAUCCGCGGUUUUCGAAAAAUUUAGGCCCCUCAUUCCCCUCUGGGCUUUUUCUGCUGAAAUUGGUCGAUAGUAACGCAGAAAACAAUGUAUGUGCUAAAUAAUAGUUUAUUUAAAUAAUAUAUAACAAAAAAUUAUCGUUGUUCUCCGGACUUGGUCGUUUUUCCCGUGCCUGUCCUGUAGAGUCAGUUGAAGUUUGUAGUUGUCGGAGAUGUAGAGGAUGUCGGAGAUGUAGAGGAUGUUGAAGAUGUCGACGGUGUUGAAUGAAGUACUGGAGCAUCUGUAAAACAUAGUUUGAAAAUAGAAAGGAAAGUGUAGAACAUAUACAACGAACGAGUAGUUAUUAGUUUUUAACAAUGUGAUGCAAUCGGAGAAUGUUUUUGCAAAAAGCGAGAAUUUUUUGAAGGAAAACGCAAAAAAUCUGUCCGUUAUCAAUUAUAGAAAACAGUUCACAUUCAAUAUCUUUUGCAUUCAAACGCUUUCGAAUGAGGAAAGAAGUUGAAGAACAUCAGAAAAAUUGUGUUUUUAGGCCUAAAAUUUGUUUUUUACAUGACAAGCUUCGGCUAAGCAGGAUAAUUGUAAACGCUUUCGAAAAAGAAUAGCGAAAAUUUUACAAACAGAAAAAGUAAAGUAUAAUCGGAAAAAAAGCCGCGCUGUGGCGAAAAGUUGUGAAGACUAAAAAAAAAACAAAGUCCAAGAACGCGCGGUCGUCUCGAUUGCUGAAUGAUCGCUAACGGAUUGACCAUCCUUCCCACAUUCACGAGAUGCAUUUUCAUUCUGACACUGCUCGGCCAUCUUUCAGAUGUAGCGCUUUUUCAAGCGCUACGGCUGAAGGGUUAGCCAUCCGUUAGUCAUUCUUCGGCCAUACCGCUCGCUCCGCCACCGUUCGGCCAUGCUUCGGACAUCGCGGUUUACCUGUGCCAUGCGAGACCGGAGGUCGAGCGCGUAGACAUGCGAGGCCGAAGGCCGAGCGCGUAGCUAUGCGAGCGGAGCGAGCAAGCCUGAAACCCGGCGUAAGCCGGGGAGCAGGCUUGUUAAUUAUAUAUCAUGUACAUGAGGCCAUAGAUAUCAUGAGCCGGGCAGUAAGAAAAUGUCCACUGGCCCGGGGUAGUGGAAUUUCGACUAUCAAAACGUGUUUUGUCAAGUUUUGAGUAUGUUUAACACAGGUUGACUAUUUUCUACCUGUAACACAUAAAAACCGAUAAAAAUGCCAAAAAUAACUGUCGUCGGGAAAGAUCCGGGCCGUCAAAAUGUUUCUAUGGCCGUACUGGGCUGGCCGAAAAAUCAAAUCUAGGUAUGUGAGUUUUGUGUUUUUUUUCAGCUGAGAGCGGGAUGGAACUUUAUCCCAUAAUGAUUCAAGAUACUCCCCUGCAAUUGGAAAAUGUUACAGAUCCAAAUGUUAACAUAGAAAGCCUGGUGAGUCUCAGACCAGACACUUAUAAGUUAUAGCAUAUUGCUAUUUUUAUGUUCAGCAAUAUCUUGUUCAUCUCGGCGAUGGAACUGGCGCAGCUCUCGCUUCUUCUGGGAUACCAGAUUCUAGCUCAUCGAAGCCUGUAACUAGUAAUAGUGUUUUACUGUGUCCGUAAGCUCUCAGAAAACAAUUUCAGAUACUAUAACAAGCAAAAAAUCCGAGUGUAUUUCUGGUUUGCAAGAUAGCAAUAAGAACGCUUCCUAUCAGCCGAACAGCCAAACUAUAAAAAGACCAGUCGUUCGAAAAAGGAAAUAG